Carassius auratus (goldfish) is the source of this 4155-nucleotide messenger RNA. RefSeq names its product LIX1-like protein. Gene Ontology annotation, biological process: autophagosome maturation. NCBI's taxonomy places the organism in Eukaryota, Metazoa, Chordata, Actinopteri, Cypriniformes, Cyprinidae. The record is from RefSeq and is a predicted model, not a curated record. The transcript is spliced from 6 exons. Gene Ontology annotation, cellular component: cytoplasm. Bases 452 to 1519 code for a protein of 355 amino acids.
AUUAGAAGCAAACAUAAAAUAAAAUAGACAUUCUGGAUUUGCAUAUAAAAUUAUAGUAUUAUUGAUACAUAAAAGUGCAAAAAUAAACUUACAUUCUUUUGGAAAAGUUGUCAUAAUACAUCAAAAACUUGCUACUCUUUUUGUUCUUUGUAAGUCUAAGAGAUGAAACAAGAGAGGAGAUGUGUGUAGUUAAGAAGGGUUGGCCGGACGUGCCACGUCAUUCAGCGUGUAUCCAUCCAUUGGUCAAACACAAGCAUAUGCUGCUCCUUUUUCUUCCCGAUGGCAGUUUUACGCCUCAAACUGUAGAUAAUAUUUUGCCUGAUCAUCUUAACUAAGCUUAUACCUUCGAGAAACACUUUUAUGUUUGUCAUAUGCAUCUUUAAAGGCUUUGCAAUCGUUUCUAGCAGUCGUUCCCUUUGUGUUUGUUUCUUUUGCAUCACUUUUCGAGACAAUGGAGUCUCUCCGUCAUCAGCGCUUACAGCCCGGUAUCGGAUACGGAGCGAGCGCGACCGGGACUCUCCGGUCCCUGCGGCCCGGUGUAACUGGGACUCUUUCCUCGGCACAGGGUUCCCGCGUCUCGGUGUCUGCGUCCCCGGGGCCGCCGCCACCACCGCCGCCCCUCCAGCUCCACAGCCUCGGGUCCGGUAUCAUGGGCAGCGGGUUCGGUUCGGUGGACAUGUCCGCGGGUCUGGGUCUGUCCAACCCCACCAACCCCGCGGUUCUGAGAGAGGCAGUGGACGCGGUGGUCCGGAGCUUUGCCAAACACACGCAAGGAUACGGCAGGGUGAAUGUCGUGGAGGCCUUGCAGGAGUUCUGGCAGAUGAAGCAGUCUCGAGGUGCUGACCUGAGGAACGGGGCUCUUGUGGUCUAUGAGAUGGUCCCAUCCAAUAACCCCCCUUACGUCUGCUACGUCAGUCUCCCCGGGGGAAGUUGCUUCGGGAGUUUUCAGUUCUGCCCGACCAAAGCUGAAGCAAGACGGAGUGCGGCCAAAAUUGCCCUAAUGAAUUCUGUUUUCAAUGAGCAUCCAUCUCGACGCAUCACAGAUGAGUUCAUAGAGAAGAGUGUGUGUGAGGCUCUAUCCUCUUUUAAUGGAAACCGAGAAGAAGCUGAUAAUCCUAGUACAGGCAUCGGUGCUUUUCGGUUCAUGUUAGAGUCUAACAAGGGGAAAUCUAUGCUAGAGUUCCAGGAACUGAUGACAGUUUUCCAGCUUCUCCAUUGGAAUGGAAGUCUCAAAGCCAUGAGAGAAAGGCAAUGCUCUCGUCAGGAAGUGCUGGCUCAUUACUCCCACCGAGCGCUAGAUGAUGACAUGCGUACACAAAUGGCUGCCGACUGGGUCAGUCGAGAACACACUUUAUCUGGUACCAUCAAUCGAGAGAUGGCAGCCACCGAGCGCGAGCUGGAAGAGGCUCGUCUGGCAGGACGGGAGCUGCGCUUUUAUAAGGAAAGGAAAGACAUUCUGCUAAUGGCAGUGGGGCAGCUAGGUGGGUCAAACACUACAACUCUGCCCUGCACAUGCUGAAGAGCAUGAAGACGUGUCAGACGUGGCGUAUGAUUGUACCAGAUAGCACUCCAAAACUCAAAACGGUCUUUUUUAACUUGUGUAUGUGUGUUUGUGUGGGAGGAGUAGUCAAAGAAUCAGCAUUUUGAAUAAUUUCACAGACAAAAAUGGUGAAUGUUUUAUACGUUUCUGUCUUUUUGAUCUGAACAUGUAAGGCAUUUUAAACUUGAACAGAAUUAAGCGCUAUAUUGCUAUCAUUACUAUACCAGUAUUAUCCUCCAGUGUUAUCGGUUGACUGUACUGGCACAUGGACCUAAUAUGUCGGGGAAAUCACAUUUUGAGGCCUUGUUUGCAUUGUACUACUCAUGAAUCCUAUUACACAUGGGCACUUAUUUCCUUUGCUAAUUCGCCAAAUCACUGCCUAUUUACUUUUCCUAGGAGAUACAGUUAUGUGGUCAAGUCACCUUUAUUUAUGUUGUGCUUUUUACAGUACAGGUUGAUCACAGCAAUAUUGUAUCAAUAUUCUGCAUUUACAUUCACAUAAUAGCCUUGCUCAUUUAUUUGCUACACAUGUGCUUUUGGGGAAUACACAAACCUUUGCUUUGUAAUGGUAAUCUUAAGUAUGUUUAACUCAACUUUUCCACAAGAGCCAGUGGCAUUAGCAUAGAUGUUUGCUAAGGGAACAACCACAAAAUAUUUGCAUAGUACCAAGGUCAGAUUUUCUCACACACUGUCAUUGGCGAGAAAUCCCAGCACAGGAAACAUAGCAAGGCCAUUUCCUCCAGCCUUCUGACAUAGAAAAACUGAAUCUGUGCACUCAUUAUAAUGCCUUCUGUUACUUUUGUGAUUGUAGAGCAAUCAUGCUCAUUCACAGCAACAUUUAAUGUCUACCUCCUCUCUGAAAGCUUUUGUGAACAUUUAUAUGCAUACAAGUGCGGAUGGGAUUUGUGUUCGAGGAAUAGUCCACAAAAAAAAUCAGAGAGUUUUUUUCUCUUCAUCAAAACAGUUUUGGAGAAAUUAAACAAUACAUCACUUGUUCACCAAUGGAUGCUCUGCAGUGUAUGGGUGCCGUCAGAUUGAGAGUCAAAAGAGCUGAUGAAAACAUCACAGUAAACCACAAAUAAUCCACAAUGUCCAUAAUAUCGGCUUCUCCAGUGAAAUGAAUCUUGUCUGAAUCAGAAGAUAAAUAUGCACAAAUCAAGCACAGUUUACAAGUAAUAACAGUCCAAAACAGCUCUAAACAAAUGUGUCAGAGACAACAGGAGAUGGAAUUUUUUUUUUCUGAGGAAACUUGAUUAUGGAACCGUAUUUUGGUCGAAAGCAACAAUUUAAAGUUAAAACACUGUAAUGAUGGUUUUGUUUCUUACAAACAUGCAGUUUGUCACUUCACAAGACGUUAACUAAUGGACUGAAUUAACUGUGGAUUAUUGUGAUGUUUUUAGCAGCUGUUCGGACUCCCAUUCUGAAGGCACCCAUUCACUGCAUUAGUGAGCAAGUGAUGCAAUGUUAAUCUUCUCUAAAUCUGUUCUGUUGAAGAAAUAAGUUCAUAAAUAUCAUGGACGUCCUGGGCGAGAAUAAAUUCUCAGCAAAUUAGCAUUUUUGAGAGAACUAGUACUUCAAGAUAAGCAAUGCUUUCCAAUAGGAUGCUUGAUUCAGUGCCACAGGAAAAACACAUAUAUUGCGUCUUAUAGACACACUUGUUGCUUUCCCAAUUCAAAAUGGUCCUUAUAGCCUGUACAUUUGUCAUAAAUAUACAAUAUUUUAAAAUGUAAUCACAUUCUUAUUCCAUCAUUAUAAAUUACUGCAUUAUAACUGAUCAUAAUGCGUUACUGUGUGUAGAGAUGUUGUAAACUUGAGUGUUAAUAUUUAUCCCGGUCACAUGUUUCAGUAUUAGGGGCUAUGACAUCAUGUCAGUUACCUUUCAGAUAAUUUUAGAUCAACAGAAAUGCCGAAGUAUCUCUGCUUUCUCAUUGAACUGAAUUAGGACUAGCUGCUAAAACGUGAUGCUAGUUUAUCACAGUGCUUAUUAAAGUAGGAUGUACAUGGUGAGAAACAUCAAUGAUUGCCAUUAGCCAGAUAGAUCUGAAAAUGUACAUUUAAGGGUUAAUGGUAAACUCUUGUUUUCCAUUGUUUUGGUGCAGUUGUGGUCUUUAACAUCAUAGUUUACCUGCAGAACUGUCUUAAUAAUUCAGUUAAAGGCCUGGUAGUUAAUAGUCUGGUAUUAUAUAAAAAAAAACAUAGUAAUAUAGACAGACUGUAUUACAGCUCAGUACAUUACAAAAGAAAUAAGGAAGUUUAUUUCACUAAACUAGUAUAAAGCCACAGGGAUAGUCAAAAUAGAGAUGUCACUGAUAAUCUAAAGCCCCCUUUCUUUACACUUUCAUAAUAAGCAAGAUUACUACAAAAUAUUAUUUAUUCAUUUGAGACAUAUAUUUUGUGAAAUGACAAUUAAUUUUUUUUAAAGACUUCCAUUUUAACAGUACGAUAUGUAGUUUAAAUUUCAGUGUAAUUAUCACAUUUAUGAAAACAAUUUCUGAGUGUUCUCUCAAUGUAAUUUUUACAAGACCUUUAUUGUUUGUAUUUGUUUGUAUUCGUAUCCUUUGCAAAUGAAGUGUAUUGACAUGUAAACUGCAUUGCAUAUACAUACUUUUAUACAA